AUGCCCGGCCUGGGCGGUCCCAGCAAUAUCUGCCAACGUUAUCCCUGUGGAGGUAAUUCUGCAUGCAUUCUGCUGCAUGACAAAUAUUUCUGCCUGUGUUCACAAGGAUACUACUACAAUAUCACAUGUAUGAUAGGAAAGAUAUUCCCUGGAGAAAUUAGUGUAAUAGGACUAGAAACAUCUGACUUGGAUAAUGAAAAUUCUAAGGCCUAUCAAGAAUUACAUAAUGCAAUUACUGAAUUUUUUGAAUAUGCACUUAGAGAAUAUGAUUAUGGACAGACUGUAAUCCUUAAAGUGAGCACAUCUUCAUCAGCGAGAUCUGAAGUGCGUGCUGGUGACGUUGUCACUGUAUCAGUAGUAAACAUUCUUGCACAAAGUACGAGCGCAAAUGAGAUGACUGUGUCUGACGCAAUUAAUGAAGCAAUUAAAAAUGUCUCAAGUAAUAUUACAUCACUUACAUAUACUAUGACUAGUCGGUGUGAUUAUUAUGGUUGUGAAGACGAUGGAGAUAACUGUGACAAUGGCCUAGGAUGUACCUGCCAGACUGGGCUGGAAAGACCUAACCCACAGAUCGCUUUAUGUGUCGCUUCCAGUGUAACGUGUCCCGACACCUGCAAUGGAGAUCACAAACAAUGCUUACUGCAGGACGGUGAGCCAGAGUGCAUGUGCCAACCAGGCUACUGGAAUGAUACUAAUGGGACCUGUCAAGAGUGUGCAUUUGGCUACAGCGGAGUCAACUGUAAAGACCAAUUUCAGCUGAUCCUCACUAUCGUGGGCACCAUUGCUAGCGUCCUCAUUCUCAGCAUGGCAAUUGCAUUGAUCUUCUCAGCAAGAUCAAAGAACAAAAGGAAGAAUAUCGAAGAACAGAACUUGAUUGAGGAAGACUUUCAAAAUCUAAGACUGCAGCAGACAGGCUUCAGCAAUCUAGGAGCAGACGGGAACAUCUUCCCUAAAAUUAGGAUAGCUGCCUCUGAAGACAAUCGGCCACAAAAUCCCUACACAAACCAAAGAGGUGCACCUUUCCCUGACUAUUAG
Molecule: messenger RNA, 1035 nt
Organism: Cynocephalus volans (Philippine flying lemur)
Lineage: Eukaryota; Metazoa; Chordata; Mammalia; Dermoptera; Cynocephalidae
Gene: MUC13
Product: mucin 13, cell surface associated
Exons: 10
Coding region: 1-1035 (344 amino acids)
Biological process (GO): heart development
Source: RefSeq, a predicted model, not a curated record